CUUGUCGCCCCUACAAUCAAAAAAAUUUUCUAAAGUCAAGUUUUAUAUUAGUGUACAUUUUCUUAGUUUUCCAUAUACUUACUUAUACAUAACAUCAAUACAAAAUGGGUAAAGUUCACGGUUCCUUAGCUCGUGCUGGUAAAGUUAAAUCUCAAACUCCAAAGGUUGACAAACAAGAAAAGCCAAAACAACCAAAAGGUAGAGCUUACAAAAGAUUAUUGUACACCAGAAGAUUCGUCAAUGUUACCUUAACCAACGGUAAGAGAAAGAUGAACCCAUCUCCAGCUUCUCAAUAAGCUAGUUAAAUUUGAUAACAUCUUUUACUACUACAUUUGUUGCUUUUAGGUUCAUUCAUGUAUAACAUAAUUUUUCAAAAUUGAAGUAGGAUAUAUAUAUAUUUUGUAUUCGGUCAUUAUUUGAGGUCUACUAUACAUACUUACAUUGUAAUUAAAAAGUCAUUACAAUGUAUUGACUCAUGUUACAAUAAUAUUUUUCUUACAUUUAAUAUAUAAACCAUUCAUAGUAUA
This is a messenger RNA of Scheffersomyces amazonensis, 527 nucleotides long. It is a transcript of the gene RPS30, whose product is annotated as 40S ribosomal protein eS30. Gene Ontology annotation, cellular component: ribosome; cytosolic small ribosomal subunit. The record is from RefSeq and is a predicted model, not a curated record. Gene Ontology annotation, molecular function: structural constituent of ribosome. Lineage: Eukaryota; Fungi; Ascomycota; Pichiomycetes; Serinales; Debaryomycetaceae. The coding region runs from base 105 to 296 and encodes 63 amino acids. The transcript has 2 exons. Gene Ontology annotation, biological process: translation.